Molecule: messenger RNA, 663 nt
Organism: Malassezia vespertilionis
Lineage: Eukaryota; Fungi; Basidiomycota; Malasseziomycetes; Malasseziales; Malasseziaceae
Product: ADP-ribose diphosphatase
Exons: 1
Coding region: 1-663 (220 amino acids)
Biological process (GO): nucleoside phosphate metabolic process; ribose phosphate metabolic process
Cellular component (GO): nucleus
Molecular function (GO): ADP-ribose diphosphatase activity
Source: RefSeq, a predicted model, not a curated record
AUGGUGAAGAGUGCAAACGUCGAUUUAGACAAAGCCAAGGUGGAAACAAAAGAACCGCUACACAACGAUCAGUCAAAAUGGAUUGGCCUUCAUGCAAUUCGAUGGGUGGAUCCCUCAGGAAAACACCGGGUCUGGGAGUGCGCCGAUCGCAAGACACGCAAAGGCCAGGUUGAUGCUGUGGCAAUUCUUGCGAUUGUGAAGCGGCCGGGCACUGAGCCACAUGUCCUUCUCGUUCGUCAAUUCCGGCCGCCCGCGGAAAAGACAAUGAUUGAGUUACCGGCCGGCCUUGUCGACAAAGGCGAAGUAGGCGAUGAUGGUGUACUGCGUGCGGCGUUCCGUGAGCUUCAUGAGGAGACGGGAUACCGGUCCGAUAAUCCUGGCACUUCCAUGCAUGUGGCAUCGAUGAGCUCCAUCAUGUAUAAUGACCCUGGCCUGACUGGUGCAAACAUGAGGAUGUGCACGAUGGAGGUCGAUCUCUCCAAAGACGCACCUGAUCCUAUCGCAAAUCCUGAUGAAGGCGAAUUUAUCGAGCGUUAUCUGGUACCGCUGCGCUCUCUCGGCAGUGAGCUGGAAGCGUUUGUUAAAAAAGGCUAUGGAGUUGAUGCCCGUCUUGCUCAUAUGGCGGCUGGGAUUGAUAUCGGCCUCAACUACGCUACGAGAUGA